GAGAACCAAAAGGAUCAGAAAUAACAUAUACUAAUAAACAAAGGACUGAAACCAAAAAUAAUACAUGUAUAAAAUCACCUACAGAUUCAUCGCAAAAAAAAAACUUACAUAUUUUUCUCUCACGGAAUAUCUCUGCAACUUUUUACACACCGGUUUUCAGGUUUUAGGGUUUUUUCUUCAAUCAGUCGAUGGCGGAACACGAGGAGCACAAAGUGGAAGAGCAACAUGAAGAGUCAAUGAUGGACAAAAUCUCUGAAAAGCUUCACUUCAGUAACCAUCAUCCAUCGGCGCCGGCGCCGGAGUCGUCUUCCGAUUCCGAUGAUGAGAAGAAGAAGGUGACGUCACCUCCUCCGGCGGCGACGUCAUCGUCUUCGUCGUUUGGGUCGAAGGUUCGUCGGCUUUUUGGUCGGGAACGUCCUGUUCACAAAGUCUUCGGUGGUGGUAAACCUGCCGAUAUGUUCUUGUGGAGGAACAAGAAGAUAUCUGCAGGAUUUCUCGGUGGGGCCACAGCUAUCUGGGUUCUCUUUGAGGUAGUAGAAUACCAUUUGCUUACCUUGCUCUGUCAUGGUUUGAUGAUUGCUCUGGCUGGAUUGUUUUUGUGGAGCAAUGCUAGCACCUUCAUUCACAAAUCUGCACCACACAUUCCGGAAGUUCACAUCCCCGAGAAACCGGUGUUGGAAUUCGCAUCUGCUCUUAGGAAUGAGGUCAAUCGUGCCUUAGCAGUUAUGAGGGAAAUAGCAGCUGGAAAGGAUCUGAAGAUGUUCCUUAUGGUCAUUGCUGGCUUGUGGCUCGCGUCAAUUUUGGGCGGUUGCUGUGAUUUCUUGACCUUGUUCUACAUAAUUGUUGUGGUUCUCCACACAGUACCUGUUCUGUACGAGAAAUAUGAGGAUCAGGUGGACGCAUUUGCUGAGAAAGCCUUGCACGAAUUCAAGAAACAGUAUGCCGUCUUUGAUGCAAAGGUAUUAAGUAAAAUUCCUCGAGGUCCAUUGAAAGAUAAAAAGAAUGCUUAGACAGAGUCACUAUGUUGGGAGAAAGAUGCAUCUUGUGGUUGUCCUUGUGAAUUUUGAUACAAGAUGGUGGUUGAAUUGGUCUUUUUUAGAGCUAUAUUUCCACGGUUGUGUUGUGGAAUUUAUGUUAAUGCAUGAUAUGACAUGGAGAGUACUCUUUAAAUGUUUGUUUAUUUAUCUGUUGAGUUAUCUUC
Messenger RNA from Capsicum annuum, 1201 nucleotides. Its product is annotated as reticulon-like protein B4. The transcript is spliced from 5 exons. The record is from RefSeq and is a predicted model, not a curated record. Lineage: Eukaryota; Viridiplantae; Streptophyta; Magnoliopsida; Solanales; Solanaceae. Bases 189 to 1010 code for a protein of 273 amino acids.